CCCAGUGAGGUUCAAAGUGGGAUUGAGCUUCAAGUGUUUAGUGCUUUUGGCAUUAGAAUGUUUCACUUUUUACUGUAGUUCCUUGUGAGCAUGACUCCAGUCUGGAUCCUGAUUUUUUCUCUCAGCAAAAUGUAUUCAGUCCAAUCUGUGGAUUUUGAUAAAGCAGUCUCGCUUGUCUCUGCUGAUUUCGGUCACACUGUGGCUCUUCAGUGCACACUUACAGAAAAGUCCAAUAAUGAUCUUAUACUUUGGUACAAGCAGAAACUUGGAGGGAUUCCUCAGGCGAUUGGAAUGACUGGACUGUUGAUCACUGAAAUAAUUUUACCACCUUUCAAUAAAUCUAACUUUCAAUUGCACAUAACAGAAGGAAACAUUCCUCUAAGUAUUCUCCAUGUUACAAAAGACGAUGAAGCGAUGUACUUCUGUGGAAAAUCUCAAAUGAAUAUGAUUGAGUUUUCUAGUGGAACAUUUUUAUCUGUGAGAGACAAACAUCCUUUGGACAUCUUCGUGUUCCAGAGCAGUGUGUUGGACUCGGUUCCUGCAGGAGCGUCAGUGACUCUGCAGUGCUCGGUUCUCUCUGAGAGCAGAGCAGCAGAACUCCAAGUGCUCUGGUUCAGAGCUGCUCCACCACAAUCCCAUCCUCAAAUCAUUUACACUCAUCACAACAGCAGCCAUCAGUGUGAGAGCGGCUCUUCUACACACACCUGUGUGUACAACUUCUCCAAGAACAUCCUCAGCCUCAAUGAUACUGGGACUUACUACUGCGCUGUGGCCGCGUGUGGAAAGAUCAUUUUUGGGAACGGGACACGAGUAGAGUUGGCAAGCUCUGAAAAUCCUUUAAUGAUGAUUCUGGCAACAGCGUUGGGAGUCUGUGCGAUUCUGCUCACUGCUGAAACCAUUAUAAUUUGUGGAGGGACAAAUUCAAAAUGCCACAGUGAAAGACAAAUUAUUGUGAGACGAAAGGCACCUGAUCAGGGCCAUGAUGUAGAGAUGACAUCUUUGAAUUACGCUGCUCUACAUUUAAAUAAGGGAAAGUCCAAAAGCAAGAGGAAGAAAACCAAACCACCUCAAGACAUUGUGUACUCUGAAGUGAGACAUCUUGCUGCUAUUGAAUAACUCGGUCCUCUAAUUCUUGCUCAUUUUUAGCCACGAAAUAACAAAACCUAGCAGCUGUAGGAAGGUUUAUGAGAAAUAUAUCUCCACUUCUUCUGGUAUUUCCUCUCUACCUGACUGGGCAACAGUGGUGUCUUGUGGUGAUUUUGUGUGAAGAAACUGAGUAUGAUCUGACAUAUAGUGGGAUCAUCAUAGAGCAUGUGUAAAAAUAAAUAAAUAAAUAAGUAAAAAGUGAACACAAACAUACAUUUCCCAAACCAGGGACACCUGUUUACACAGUACACAUGAAGUGAAACCUAUUUACACAUUUACUUCGCAAACUAAAAAUUCAAAUUUUAUUAAAUACACAGUAUGACAAGAAGUGAAAUGCUUAUUACUGCCCAUAACCUAAAAUAAAUAAAUUACUAAGAAAAACAGAAUUACACUACAAAAUUAUAAAUUUACACUCGAAAAUAGAAUUAAACAAAAUAUAAAACUUGCAAAAACACUGGAAAUUGAGUUAUAAAAAAAUUGAUUUUAAGUAGAAAUGUGUAAAAGUUAAGUAUAAAAGUGUAAACUGUGAAAGUAUGAAGAUAUAAAAAUGUAAAAUGAUGACAUAUUACAGAAAUCAUAUAAAUUGUACUUUUCAUAUACAUUUAAAAGCAGAAUCAUAGGCUAAAUUUCUUUCUAUGUUGUAUGUUUUGUCUUAAAUACUGUAGAAACAUCAUCUUUUGAUUAU
Molecule: messenger RNA, 1831 nt
Organism: Clarias gariepinus (North African catfish)
Lineage: Eukaryota; Metazoa; Chordata; Actinopteri; Siluriformes; Clariidae
Exons: 6
Coding region: 91-1116 (341 amino acids)
Biological process (GO): response to bacterium
Source: RefSeq, a predicted model, not a curated record